AUGUUGUGUGUGCAGUGCGGCACACGUAGCAACCCAUGUAGGUGCAAGGUGCUGGGGCCUACCUUAGGGUGUUUAUGCUUUCUUGGAGCUGCCAUUAUUGAAUGGCCUGUUGGGGCUUUUGUUUACAUGUUCAAGCACGUCAAGGGGAAAAGAAUCAUGGCUCAUCCGGCCACUGUUGUUUAUCCGAAGGUCUCUAAUGCCAUUCCAAUUUGA
Prunus armeniaca (apricot) is the source of this 213-nucleotide messenger RNA. NCBI's taxonomy places the organism in Eukaryota, Viridiplantae, Streptophyta, Magnoliopsida, Rosales, Rosaceae. The record is from the annotation of a GenBank genome assembly.